Molecule: messenger RNA, 1537 nt
Organism: Vidua chalybeata
Lineage: Eukaryota; Metazoa; Chordata; Aves; Passeriformes; Viduidae
Gene: COPS7A
Product: COP9 signalosome subunit 7A
Exons: 8
Coding region: 66-893 (275 amino acids)
Biological process (GO): COP9 signalosome assembly
Cellular component (GO): COP9 signalosome
Source: RefSeq, a predicted model, not a curated record
GCCGGCCGGGAGCGGCCGGGCCGGGGCUGCGGGGGGCGAGCGGCCGGGCCGGGCCGGGCCCCGCCAUGGCGGCCGAGGGGAAGGUGACGGGGCAGAGCCAGGAGCAGUUCCUGCUGCUGGCCAAGGCGGCCCGCGGCGCCGCGCUCGCCAGCCUGAUCCACCAGGUGUUGGAGGCCCCGGGCAUCUACGUGUUCGGGGAGCUGCUGGACAUGCCCGCCGUCCGCGAGCUGGCCGACAGCGAGUUCUCCCCCGUGUUCCGCCUCCUCACCAUCUUCGCCUACGGCACCUACGCGGACUACCUGGCUGAAGCAGCAAACCUCCCUCCCUUGACAGAGGCCCAGAAGAACAAACUUAGGCACCUGUCAGUCGUCACUCUGGCUGCCAAGAUCAAGUGCAUCCCCUACUCAGUGCUGUUGGAGCAGUUGCAGCUGAAGAAUGUCCGGCAGCUGGAGGACCUGGUGAUUGAGGCUGUGUAUGCAGAUGUGCUGCGAGGGAGCUUGGAUCAAAGGAACCAGCGCCUGGAGGUGGAUUACAGCAUUGGGAGGGACAUCCGGAGGGAGGAGCUUAGCACCAUCACCCGCACAUUGCAGGAGUGGUGCCAGGGCUGCGAGGUUGUGCUGUCGGGCAUCGAAGAGCAGGUCAGUCGUGCCAACCAGCACAAAGAGCAACAGCUGGCCUUGAAGCAGCAGAUCGAGAGCGAGGUGGCAAACUUGAAGAAGACCAUUAAAGUGACAACAGCAGCUGCUGCGGCAGCCACAUCCCAAGACCCAGAGCAGCACCUCACGGAGCUCAGGGAGCCGGCCCCUGGCACCAACCAGCGCCAGGCGAGCAAGAAGACCUCCAAAGCCAAAGGGCUCCGGGGCAGCACGAAGAUUUGGUCUAAAUCAAGCUAGUUGGAUCUCCCUUCACAACUGGGAGGGCAGUGUCUCCCUCCUUCAUCACAGCAUUUCACACUCUGAGCUUCAGGUUGUACGCGUUGCUGUUUCCCCAGCCGCUCGAGCCCCCCAUCGCCACGGCCGUGUGUUUCUCUCUUUCUCUCUCCCUGUCUUUUGACAGGUCAGUUUCAGGAGCCGUAAAGGUGUGACAAUCACCUUGGCACCCCCAGGGCAUCACAACAGCUUGGAAAGAGGGUGCUGGUGUGCAGCAGUUGUUUUGGCUCUAUGAGACCCUCUGGGAUACUUUGCUCCAGGACACCAUCUUUAAUUGUUUAAUCUUUGUUUUGCUAGGUGGGAGGGUAGUUUUUGAAGGGAUUCUUUUAAAAAAAAAUAUAAAUAUAUUAUAAAUAUAUAUAAAACAAUAAAAAUAUAGAUCUAUGGACAUAUCUAUACAAACCUGCGCUCCUGUGGGUGGCAUCUCUUUGCCUUGUACACCAGUUCUGGAGGUUCCAAAGUAAGCUGUGAUGUUAAGAGCCUUUGUCCCAUUUUGUGGUGGAAUAUCCUCAAAAUACGAGGUUCCCUUUUCAAAGGUAGUGCCACAGUAUCUCUAUUGGGAUGAGAGUCCAUAAAACAGAAAUUAAUCAUAAAUCUUAUUUAAAGUA